Halichondria panicea is the source of this 916-nucleotide messenger RNA. RefSeq lists its product as uncharacterized. The transcript is spliced from 2 exons. The record is from RefSeq and is a predicted model, not a curated record. Bases 193 to 651 code for a protein of 152 amino acids. Lineage: Eukaryota; Metazoa; Porifera; Demospongiae; Suberitida; Halichondriidae.
CACCUAAAAGUGAGAGGUCAAUCGCUCACCUGGCCGGCCUGAAGUUUGUGUGAAUGAGAUUCAUCUGUACGUACUGUUGCAGCCGUCACAUUGCAUUGCUGGCAAACUUACUUUGCAAAGACACAAGAACCUGUUGCAUCAAGAAGUUGAGCGGCCGUACACGAGAGCUAGCCGCCCUAUAAACUACUAAGUAUGGGGAAUGCAGUGGACAAGGGAAGAGGGCAGGGCUACUAUGGUGGAACUGGAGAACAUAUCUCUUAUGAAGAAGCUGAAGAUUUUCUAGUAGUCACUCUGAGCCCUGCUGCUAUAGACAACGCUCUGCCUGAGAAUCAACGAGCUCCGAAAUCUCCCUUUGAAGCCACGGCAACGACCACUGCUGUAGAACGGACAGUCCACCUUGAGGGCAGUAUCGACUCCGGCUACGCUGAAGUACACGCUGCUAACAAAUGCGUGACAAGGGGGACCAGCCCUGAGCAAAUCCCAACCAAACCUGCAGAGAAUGCUGACGUCAAUGUGGUUGGACUGAGUGACCCUGACUGCAGGACUGCCAAGAGUCUGGGCAAUUCCCACGGUUUCUUUGGAUUCCGUUACUAUAAUUACAAUGACGCUGAGUGUGAAGGGAAUAAACACAUUCUGGACGAUGAUCUCUGAUUAUAACUUUCAAAUGCACUCCACACCUCACUAUAUCAAAUUUUCAAACCUUUAUGUUAUAGCUUGUAAAUAUCACGUUUUUAUGUUAUUCUGCCCUUUUGCUGUGCAAAUGAUGGCACUGAAUCAUUAAUAAUAUCAAGAGUUAGCUACUCUUAAUUGUGCAAAUCACUUCACUUUUUUUGGUGUCUCUGCAAUUAUUGUGCACGUACAAUUAUUAUCUAUAGUCCUGUUAAUUGUGUUAAUAAUAAGAAUGUUGUCUCCAUCA